AUACAAUAUGGCGUUGUUGUGUAAAAAUGAACAAAUAUUCGGAUGUAUGAAAAAAAAUUUGUGAAAAAUUGCAAUUUGCGGAAGUUUUAAUGAUUUAAUAUUGUGCAUUGCAAAGACAAGUGGAUAUACAAAGAAAGAGUGACAACUUUUCAGUGUUAAAAGCAGAAAAUAAUAAAAUAUUCUCUGUAGACUGUUGAGACCGGCGUAACUUUUGAGGCGCCAAAAAUCACAAAACAAAUCAUAAUAAUAAAAUGGAAGAAGAAAUAACGCCUGCGGUUGCGACAAAUGGUGUGGCGAAUAAUGGCGAUGAGGGUGCUCUGACGGAAUCGGGAGCUCCAUUGUCGGUGGUGGAUGCGGUUGCUUCGACGAAUGAGUGGGAGAGGGGAGGCGCUGUGGAGCUGGCGAAUGAAGAAGAAGCAGCAUCAGCGGCAGUUGCUGGCGAUAAUGUUUACAUGAAUGAGGGUAAUGUUGCGCCUAAUGCCGGAGAGGGUGUAGAAGCAGUCGCUGCUAGCGCCGUGGAAGGGGCGGAGGUGCAGGAGGAGGAGGAGGAGGAAAUGGGUGAAGCCGAAUACCUGGAUGAUGCGAUGCCUGAUGAUGACGGGGACGAAGAAAACCCAGCAGAAGAAGAAACAAUAGCAGACAAGAAUAAUACUACUAAUGCAGAGACGGUAAAACCAACAGACGCCUCAGAAGCUGUCGCUGAAUCGGUAGCAGAAGAAGGCAGCGCUAAUAAUGUGGCAACAGAUGCUGAAACAUUGGAAGAAGCUGUGGAAGAGGACGUCGAGGAGGACGAGGCCGUAGAGGAAGAGAUUGAAGAGGAGGAUGACGAUGAAGAAGCUGAACUCAUCACUGGUGACGAUGCCCAGGAACAGCUUAAGACAGCCGGAGAUGCCACAGACAAGGCGAAUGUGAGUGCACGCUCUGGAGCCCAAAAACAGGAGGAACCAGUGGAUGAGAAUCAGUGUCGUGUGUGUACCAGCAAGGACAAUUUAAAAAGUCUCUUUACGAAGACCAGUGAUUCUACUACGCCGGCUGACAUGUUGCUCUUGAUUUGCCCCAGUGUAUCUAUAGCGCCCAAGGACUUUAUGCCACAAUUUAUUUGCAACAACUGCCAGCAGAGUCUCACCAUUGCCAUAAAACUAAGGAAGCAGCUGGAAACUACGGAGAAGGAUUUGCGUAAGCGUCUUUCACGCAGUAAAAACAAAAUUCGACGACCCCGCGGAUAUGUUGUUAUCGACGCCCCCGUCUCCGAUUCGGCCAGCGAUGAGGACGAGGAGGAGCUUAACGAUGAUGCUGAGUUCAAAGUCUCUGAUGUUGCAGGCUCUACAAGUCCCGACAGUGAUUCUGCCGACUCGGAUAUCAGUGAGAAACGCAAGCCAGGCCGGCGACGAGGUCGCAAGAAGAAACGCUCGGCGGGCUCUGAAGAAGAAUAUCCACAGAAAAAGAAGAGUCUGAUGUCACAACCCGCCCUCCCUGCGCAGGGACCAUUCGAGUGCGAUCAGUGCGAUCAAAGCUUUCCACGCAAACAAUCCUAUGUGAUGCAUCGCAAAACUCACGAUCCGCGCCACGAAUACCUCUGUCAGAUAUGCAACAAGCAGUUCAAGGUGCGGGGCGCCUACAAAACGCACAUGGAACGCCAUGACUCGGAACGUGCGCAGUUCCGCUGUGAGUUGUGCGCACAGGUUUUCCGACUGCGAGCCGAACUUAAGCGUCACAUGGGCCUCAGUCACGAUGAGCAUGGUGUCAUCUACGAAUGCAAACGCUGUCAGCGCACCUUCCUCACCCAGCAGCGCUUGCAGCGCCAUCAAAGCACCAGUUGUAUACGUCACUCGGAAACAAAAGUCAGACGAAUGGAGAGCCAUCCUAGCCAGGGACGAGAUCUAUUCAAGUCGGUAGCACCCCUGACCACAACCUACUGGAGCGACAGUUUUUCCGACUAAUUCUCAAGCGAGUUACACAUUCGUUUCAAAACAAUUUGUGUACUAAAUAAUUUAAGCUUAUACAUCAUGUACACACACACUUGUGAACCAUUCAAUGAACCGUAAAAAUUCCUGGAAACAAA
Drosophila albomicans is the source of this 2062-nucleotide messenger RNA. RefSeq names its product zinc finger protein 316. The record is from RefSeq and is a predicted model, not a curated record. Gene Ontology annotation, molecular function: RNA polymerase II transcription regulatory region sequence-specific DNA binding; DNA-binding transcription factor activity, RNA polymerase II-specific; zinc ion binding. Gene Ontology annotation, biological process: regulation of transcription by RNA polymerase II. The transcript is spliced from 2 exons. Lineage: Eukaryota; Metazoa; Arthropoda; Insecta; Diptera; Drosophilidae. The coding region runs from base 252 to 1940 and encodes 562 amino acids. Gene Ontology annotation, cellular component: nucleus.